UUUCGCGCGAAAUGUUGUCUGCGCCGGUGAGUGUUGUGUGAGGACUGUUUCUGUAAAUCCUUACUUUUUCGAUGAGGAUUUCAAUUUAAAGCAGAUAAACGGAAAAACAAAAGUUUAUUUUUCCUUUAUUGGUUAUCGAUUAUCGGUAUUAUAUCUGAGCUCGUGCAGCAGACGGGGAGGAAACAGGAUGAAAUAUUUUACCAGACUGCGAGUCAGACGGGUGUACAAGUGGCUUGGAAACCCUCUAAGUUUUAACAGGAAGUUAAAAACCUAUGAAUAUGGCUCUUUGGCCAUCAGUGUGGAGGGUCUCCCGAGGACCACUGUUAUUAGCACGGGCCAGCACAUCCUCAUAGAGGGAGAUGACGAAGACAACCCGUAUGUGGCCAAAGUCAUCAGGCUGUAUGGUGAUGAGAGUGGGCAGCAGAAGAAGGCGGUGGUUCAGUGGUUUGUCCGUGUGUCUGAAGUGCCUCUGAGCAAACUGAACCUGCUGGGCAGAGAGCCCCACCCACAGGAAAUCUUCUACUACAAGGGGCGCAGCUGUGACGACGAAGUCAAUGCUGAGUCCAUCCUCAGACCUGUGAAGGUGAAGCACCUGGACGGAGCAGCUCCAUUCCCGGACUCUAACGAUAGAGACACCCUGUACGUGAAACUGUCCUGGGACUCCAAGACCUUCAAAGCAGUGGAGUCCGAACUUGUCUCAGCUUCCUCCUCCCCUCCUUCUUCCUGUCCCAGAUCCUCUCUCCCCCCCUCCCCUCCCAACUCCCCACUUGCAGCAGCUCCAGCGACUCGUGGCCCUGCUCGACGGGCCCUGCCGACCCCGGACCUCGCUGUCAUGCGCCGGGCUGCGUCAGGGGAAGUGAGAUACAGCAGGGCCACCAUGAGUGCGGGGAAACCUGGUGCAGCAGAAGCAGAGUCGCUACACUCUGCCACCAAACUGUCGGCCUCCAAAUGUCUGAGUGCCAAGAGGAGGAACGCCUCGGCCAGGACGCCUGGCGUCCGCAAGAAACUGGAACUAAACGGUCCGGAGAAGUCGUCAAUGAUCCGUGAGGACAUCCUGAGCAAGCUGCUAGACGAGGAGCUGGAGUCAGAGGUGACGUUGUCUCAAAGGCUGUCAUCGUCAUCCUCUCCUCCUCAGGUCCUGCCCCUCACCCACAGCCUCAGCCCCCUCAGGAAGGUCCACCAAGCCCCCGCCGCUCAGGGAGCUUUCCCCCUGAAGCCCUCCACUGUCGUCCUCAAAAAACAUUGUCUCUCUGAAAUGGACAGUCCUCCAUCAUCUGCAAGAGACGACGACUCCUCCAGUCUCCAGCAGGGUGAUGAUGUGAUGGAUGCAGGGUUACCGACUGACUCGGUUAAGACACCCAGAAGAAGAACUGCUACGCCAAGGAGACAGUAUGCCAUCAGAGGGCAGAAAGCCACCACUCCGUCUCGAAAAAAAGAACAGAAAUCCUUGAUGGAACCAGCCCUUGGAGUGCUGGCUGAAGUGGAUAAUGAAAGCUCUCCGAUGCUGCCGGUCACCACCACACCGAGGAGCUCCAAGAGGAAGUCAGCUCAGCAGGUGUCGUCUCGCAUCAGAAAGCAGCUGAAUCUUCUGGACAACCAGCUGGACCUGAACUCAGAUGGAGAGGAUGAGGACGAGUUUGUUCCAUCCAAGAAGGAGCUGCAGAGCAGCAGUGAGGAUGAUGGUGACGAUGAGGAAGAGGAGGCAGGGCUGGAUAGUGAUGAGGAGGUGGUGUCUAAAAAAGGCAGACAUGCUGCUGCAGGGUCUCGCACUCCUCGUUCAAAGCAGAAAACUCGCUCCUCAACCAGAACACCUCGAAAGACUCCAAACAGAAAGGUCACACCCAGCACGCCACGGACUCCUCAUCGCGCCACUCCCAGCAUCCCUAGCAGGUCGCUGCCAGCCCGAAAGCCGGCUAAUGUUCUGGAGGAGGCCAGAACCAGGCUGCAUGUGUCCUCGGUGCCCGAGUCUCUGCCCUGCAGGGAGCAGGAGUUUCAGGACAUCUACAAGUUUCCAAAGUCUUUGACUUGUGACCUGAAUAGUCCCCCCUCACCUCGAUCAGGUCAAACAUCACAGUGCAUGUACAUCUCAGGUGUGCCAGGUACAGGUAAAACGGCCACGGUCCACGAGGUGAUGCGCUGUCUGCAGCACGCGGCUGAGGUGGACGAGAUUCCUCCUUUCCACUUCAUUGAGAUCAAUGGAAUGAAGAUGACAGAUCCUCAUCAGGCCUACGUCCAGAUCCUACAGAAGUUGACGGGUCAGAAGGCCACGGCCGACCACGCAGCAGCGCUACUGGAGAAAAGAUUUAGCAACCCUGCGCCCAGGAAGGAGACCACUGUGCUGCUGGUGGAUGAAUUGGACCUGUUAUGGACCAGGAAGCAGAACGUCAUGUACAACCUAUUCGACUGGCCGACAAGGCGUCACGCCCGCCUGGUGGUGCUGACCAUCGCCAACACCAUGGACCUGCCAGAGAGGAUCAUGAUCAACAGAGUGGCCAGCAGACUGGGUUUGACCAGGAUGUCGUUCCAGCCGUACACCUUCAAGCAGCUGCAGCAGAUCAUCACAUCCAGGCUGAACAAAGUGAAGGCCUUUGAGGAGGACGCUCUUCAGCUGGUGUCCAGGAAGGUAGCCGCUCUGUCAGGCGACGCUCGCCGAUGUUUGGACAUCUGUCGCAGGGCUACAGAGAUCUGUGAGCACUCUGCUGCUGACCCUUCUACCACAGGAUUGGUGGGAAUGAGUCACGUGAUGGAGGCGCUGAAUGAAAUGUUUUCCUCCGCCUACAUCACUGCCAUCAAGUGUGCAUCACUGCAGGAGCAGCUCUUCCUCAGGGCGAUCAUUGCUGAGUUUCGCCGACUUGGAUUGGAGGAGGCCACCUUCCAACAGGUGUUUGUGCAGCACCAGGCUCUGUGUCGGGUGGAGGGUCUGCAGCCAAUCAGCGUGUCGGAGGGUCUGGCGGUGUGUCAGCGUCUGGGAGCCUGCAGGUUACUGCUGCUGGAGUCCAGCCGUUUGGGAGUCCUGCAGAGAGUCCGCCUCAACGUGAGCCAGGACGACGUGCUCUACGCCUUGAAAGCUGACUGAAGGAGAAUCCUCUUCAGACUCAUUUAUCUGAACUACAUGAGACGUUAACCUGUCUGAGUUACACAACCUGAAAUGAAACAGAUUUCAGUUUUUAAACCUUAAUAUUAAGUCGAGGCACAGAUUUGGAGUCAGUUUUUUGCAUUUGAUGGUAUGUUUUCUCCAUAAAUCAGUUAGUCUUUAAUUAUUUUAAGUUUUGAUGUUCCCAGUUUAAAAUGAGAGAUUUGUCUUUCUGGAAUGGUUUUUAACAUUGUAUAGUGCAUCUAUUUGUUUUAUGUUUAAUACCUGAAUAUGCAAUAAAACUCCACCUUUAAUAUGGAUCACUCUUUAAUUGUUUUUCUUGAGUUGAUGGUA
Molecule: messenger RNA, 3427 nt
Organism: Epinephelus fuscoguttatus (brown-marbled grouper)
Lineage: Eukaryota; Metazoa; Chordata; Actinopteri; Perciformes; Serranidae
Gene: orc1
Product: origin recognition complex, subunit 1
Exons: 18
Coding region: 188-3076 (962 amino acids)
Biological process (GO): mitotic DNA replication checkpoint signaling; DNA replication initiation
Cellular component (GO): nuclear origin of replication recognition complex
Molecular function (GO): DNA replication origin binding; ATP hydrolysis activity; chromatin binding
Source: RefSeq, a predicted model, not a curated record